AUGUCAAAUCUACGUCAUUUAAUGAAUUAUGAUGAUGAUUCAAAUAGUAAUAAUAAUACCACCACCAAUCAAUAUCAAUCAAAUCAUCAACAAACACAUAUACAACCUAAAUCAAACCAUUUAAGUAUCAACAAUCUAAUCAAUUCAUCAAAUACAACUGAUUCAUAUAGUUUAUCAUCUAAUAAUAAUAAUAUUUACUCGAAACCGGAGCUACCAAAUUACGAUCAUGAUAAUAAUAAUAAUACCAAACUAAAGUAUAAUCAAGAAUAUCAAAAUGAUGAGACAACUCAAGAAGAAUUAGAACCUCAAGAAGAACAAGAUAGAUCUUCACAAAUUAAUGAAAAUAUAGCAUCAUCAUCAGCAUCGCAACAACCAAACACCUCGACAAAUUCAAGUGUAAGUCAAGAUCAAUUAUUACAAUCAUUUGAAAAAAUAAAAACUCAUUUUCCAGCAGCAAGAAUUAAAAAAAUAAUGCAAAGUGAUGAAGAAAUUGGAAAAGUUGCACAAGCUACUCCAAUUGUAGUUGGUAGAGCAUUAGAAAUAUUUAUGGCAAAUUUAGUUGAAUCUUCAAUAAUUCAAGCUAAAUUACAAGGUGUUAAAAGAAUUACUGCUCAACAUAUAAAAUUAGCUGUUGAAAAAAAUGAACAAUUUGAUUUUUUAGUUGAAAUUGUUGAGAAAUAUCCUUCAGUAAAUUCAUAA
Molecule: messenger RNA, 699 nt
Organism: Lodderomyces pseudojiufengensis
Lineage: Eukaryota; Fungi; Ascomycota; Pichiomycetes; Serinales; Debaryomycetaceae
Gene: HFL2
Product: negative cofactor 2 transcription regulator complex subunit
Exons: 1
Coding region: 1-699 (232 amino acids)
Biological process (GO): negative regulation of transcription by RNA polymerase II; transcription by RNA polymerase II; positive regulation of transcription by RNA polymerase II
Cellular component (GO): negative cofactor 2 complex; nucleus
Molecular function (GO): transcription corepressor activity; core promoter sequence-specific DNA binding; RNA polymerase II general transcription initiation factor activity
Source: RefSeq, a predicted model, not a curated record